This is a messenger RNA of Salvelinus namaycush (lake trout), 2812 nucleotides long. RefSeq names its product protein unc-93 homolog B1-like. The transcript is spliced from 13 exons. Gene Ontology annotation, biological process: toll-like receptor 3 signaling pathway; intracellular protein transport; toll-like receptor signaling pathway. Lineage: Eukaryota; Metazoa; Chordata; Actinopteri; Salmoniformes; Salmonidae. The record is from RefSeq and is a predicted model, not a curated record. Gene Ontology annotation, molecular function: Toll-like receptor binding. Gene Ontology annotation, cellular component: endosome; lysosome. Bases 366 to 2246 code for a protein of 626 amino acids.
GAGAUGGAACCUACAUUUCGUAGGACGAUGUAUACAUGCGUAUCCCGUACAUACAACUAAUACAACUUAAAACGAAAUAUACUCUAGCUUUUAAGACAAUCUAAUACAACGUAAAACUAAAAAUGCUCUGUAGCUUUAAGACAAACAUUAUGGAAAGGGUUAAAAAGAGGAAGUGAGCACACAGCGGAGUUUCGUUUCCCUAAUGAAAGUUUUAAUUUGGGAUCUGAGCUUUAGCACUAGAAAGGAGAAGCGCAAGUACAGUAGUACGCGACGGGGUACCAAGAAAGAAUACGCAGUUUUAUUCGUGCACAUGACAAUACAAAAGCCCUGAAGUGCGACAGAACGACGCCGAUCCUGACAUAAUAAUGAUGGCGGAGGCCGACGCGGAAGAGAACGUGUACCGUGAGGCUGUGGCGGAGUCGCCUGUUGCGCCCCCUAAUGGCGACAUUAACAUUGACGACCUGUUACCCGACGGUCCUCAGGGGAAUAUUCAAGGACAGAUGGAGGAGUUCCUGGGCCCCCAGCCGGAGUACGAUGAGGAAGAGGAGGAGAAGAAGUAUUACAGGAGGAAGAAGCUGGGCGUGGUGAAGAACGUCCUGGGGGCCAGCGUCGGGGGCAUGAUUAUAUACAGCGUCUACAUGGGCCUGUUGCAGAUGCAGCUGAUCCUCCACUAUGAUGAGACGUACAGGGAGGUGAAGUAUGGUAACCUGGGUCUGGAGGACAUUGACAAGAAGAUGCUGAUGGGGAUCAACGUUACACCCAUCAUAGGCCUGUUAUACACCCCCAUACUCAUCAGGUUUCUGGGCACCAAGUGGAUGAUGUUUCUGGCCAGUGGAAUUUACGCUCUCUUCGUCUCAACCAAUUACUGGGAGCGAUACUACACACUGGUACCAUCGGCUGUGGCCAUUGGUGCAGCCAUUGUCCCGCUGUGGGCGUCAUUAGGGAACUACAUCACAAGGAUGGCGCAACAGUACUACGAGUAUGUCAACUAUAAGGAGGAUCACGUUCAGGAACAGAAGAAACUACCCAAGGGGGCGUGUCAUCGCUAUGUCAUCAUCUUCCAAUCCGUGUUCUUCAUCAUCUUCCAUCUCAGCCUGGUGUUUGCAGAGUUCCCCCAGCGCAUCUUCCUCCAGCAGUUCCUGAGUGACUACAACCACACACUGUACAACGUUAAACACUGUGGUGCGGAGGGCAGUGGUAUGAUUGGUGGUUUCAACAGGACCGUCCUGAAGCACCUCCCUCGCUCCCUGCUGCUCAUCCAGGUGGAGAGUGUUCUCAUGGGGGCCGCCUUCCUCUCCAUGAUCAUCUUCCUGGCGGUGUGCGGGGCUGCGUACCGCCCUACAGAGGAGAUCGAUCUGAGGAGUAUCGGCUGGGGGAACAUCUUCCAGUUGCCCUUCAAACACCUGAGAGACUACAGGCUGAGACUCCUCAUCCCCUUCUUCAUCUACAGUGGACUGGACACACUCUUCUCUGUCACCGGACUCACUCUGUCGUAUGGUGUGUGUACGGUGGGUCUGGAGUGGCUGUAUCUCCUGGUGAUGGUCUAUGGUCUGUCCUGCUCCCUGUUCUCCUGCCUGUCCCUGUCCCUCCUCAGGCUGCCACGCUACGUCUCUCUGCUAGGGGGCGCUGUGAUCCACGGUCCUCUGCUUGUGUUCCUGCUGUUCUGGUCCCCGGCUCCACGCUCACCUGAUCAACUGCCUUACCUGCUGGUGGUGAUCGCCCUCUGGGGAAUGGGGUCUGCAUUGAAUAAGACUGGACUCAGCAUUCUCCUGGGUAUGUUGUAUGAAGAUAAAGAGAGACUGGACUUUGUCUACACCAUCUACCACUGGUGGCAGGCUAUCGCCAUCUUCAUAGUCUACCUGUGGACUGGACUCAUCAUGAGGGCCAAACUCUCCAUUCUAUUGGUCAUCUUGCUGCUGGCAUGCUUCUGCUAUUGGACGAUGGAGCGACGCCUGGCCAAGAACAUGCCUUUCAGACUGCCUCGCAUUCCCCGCCCCAAACACAAGGUUAAAGGUUAUCGUUACCUGGAGGAGGAAAACUCAGACGAGUCAAACUCGGAGGAGAGUGAUGAGGAUGAUGAUGAAGAGACGCAGGAGGAGGUGAUCAGGGAGGACUUUGGCGGAGACGCAGGGUCGCAGGGCUCUGAUUCGACCAGGGAGAGGAGGGGAGGGGCUAGGGGUCGGCGCAGGAGGCAAGACGAUGAUUAUGAGCAAGCGGGGGAAAGGGAGGAGAGAGAGAAGGAGUGAUAGAGAGAGGGAGAGGGAUAGAGAAAGAGGGAGGAGAUUUCCUCUACUCUAGGUGUUCUCUAGCUAUCCUCUAGCUGUCCUCUAGGUAUCCUCUAGCUGUCCUCUAGGUAUCCUCUAGCUAUCCUCUAGGUAUCCUCUAGCUGUCCUCUAGCUAUCCUCUAGCUGUCCUCUAGGUAUCCUCUAGCUGUCCUCUAGGUAUCCUCUAGGUAUCUUCUAGCUGUCCUCUAGCUGUCCUCUAGCUGUCUUCUAGCUGUCCUCUAGCUGUCCUCUAGCUAUCCUCUAGGUAUCUUCUAGCUGUCCUCUAGCUGUCCUCUAGGUAUCCUCUAGGUAUCCUUUAGCUGUCCUCUAGCUGUCCUCUAGCUGUCCUCUAGGUAUCCUCUAGCUGUCCUCUAGCUAUCCUCUAGCUGUCCUCUAGGUAUCCUCUAGCUGUCCUCUAGGUAUCUUCUAGCUGUCCUCUAGGUAUCCUCUAGCUGUCCUCUAGCUGUCCUCUAGCUAUCCUCUAGCUGUCCUCUAGCUAUCCUCUAGCUGUCCUCUAGGUAUCCUCUAGCUGUCCUCUAGCUAUCCUC